Messenger RNA from Hordeum vulgare subsp. vulgare (domesticated barley), 585 nucleotides. RefSeq lists its product as uncharacterized. NCBI's taxonomy places the organism in Eukaryota, Viridiplantae, Streptophyta, Magnoliopsida, Poales, Poaceae. Bases 1 to 585 code for a protein of 194 amino acids. The transcript has 2 exons. The record is from RefSeq and is a predicted model, not a curated record.
AUGGCCGCCGCCGGUUCCUCCGCUGCCCUCCAGGCUCCAGUCUCCCUCAACGACAAGCGGCGGCCAUGGGCAGCGGUGUCGACGGCUACCGGGCAGCGGGGGACUGCGGGGUGUGCGCAAUCUGCCUCGAACAGAUCCCGCUCCAAGAGACGGCGCUUGUCAAGGGUUGCGACCACGCCUACUGCAACCGCCGCCGUCCUCCCGGCGCUCCGCCGAAAACUCCGCCGCAACGGCCGCCACCUCCCGCGCGCGCCCCGCCUCGCCCAGCUCCACUGGAACUUCCCCGCGCACCUCGCCCAGCUCGCCGCGCCGCGCCGCUACGACCUCGUCGUCGCCGCCGAUGUUGUCUACGUCCAGGAAUCAGUGCCGCACCUCGUCGCCACCAUGGACGCGCUCGCCGACGCCGAGCACGGCGUCGUGCUCCUCGGGUACCAGAUUCGGUCCCCCGAGGCGCACCAGGCCUUCUCGGACGCAGUGCCUGCCGCCUUCCCUGUAAUCGAGAAGGUGCCGCGAGAGCACCUCGACCAAGAGUACGCCUUCGAGGAAUCCGACGUGUUCGUGCUCCGUAGGAGGCCGCGGCAGUGA